GACACUGCGCGCCAGUAUGCCCAUUGCAUUGUGACACCUUCAGCGUCAGCCAAAAAGAGGACGUAAACAAGAAAGACUUCAUUCGGAAGAAGGGGGUUUACUUGAAAGAACUCAUAAUGAACGCGGAUACGGAACAGCCCCCUACGUCCAAUAUUAUGGACUCGUCCAGCUUCUCUCUCGUCCUUUUCAACAAUGUGGAGGCGGCUUACCCCCCCGGUCAGCCGGUCAAGUGCGAAUAUACCAUCACGGCCUUGCUGACACCCAGCGGAAAGGACUGGGUCGGCAUUUUCAAGGUCGGCUGGACCACCACAAGAGAUUACUACACCUUCCUGUGGGCUCCUCCUCCCAGCCACUACCAGGAGCAGCCACAGGCAGAGCAGCAUCUGGUCUUCCAGGCAUACUACCUGCCCAAGGAGGAUGGCGAGUUCUAUCAGUUCUGCUAUGUGGACAGCAGAGGGCUGGUCAGGGGGGCCAGCACCCCUUUCCGUUUCCAGGGGGCCCCCGAGUCCAGCCUGGAGGCCGACCUGCUCUUGGUCACCACACAGGAGCAAGUGGAAGAGAUCGAGAAGGAGACAGAGGAACUGAGGAGAGAGAUCAGCCGGCAGAGCGAGACCAUCGCUACCCUGAAGAGGGAGCUGGAGGACAGGCUGCUGGAGCUGAAGAAGAGCCAGGAGUCGGUAGAGAAGCUGGGCUCUGAGGUGUCGAAGCUGCAGAAGGAGAGCGAGUUGGAGAGGCAGGGGAGGGAGGCUGUGCUCACCCAGCUGGGAGAGAUGGAGGCCAGGCUGGCCAGGACAGAGAAGCAGAGGCUGGAGAGCUUCCGAGAGAAAGAGGAACUGCAGCAGACUCUCACAGCUCUGACAGACAGGGAGAACAAGUUGGUCGCGAAGGCCAAGCAGUUUAGAGCAGAGAAUGAGGAGCUCAAGAAGAGGAACAGCCAGGCUGAGGAAGAGAUCAACAGGCUGAGAGAGAGUCUGACUGAGCUGCGGCUUGGGAAGACACAGGCUGAGUCAGAGCUGAAGAAACUGCAGGACCAGAGACAGCUGCUGCAGUUCGACCUGGUCAGUGUGCAGAGGGAGAAUGUGGAGCUGGCGGGAGAGCUGCAGAAUGCCAGGGGGACCGCUGAGAGUCUGGCGGGACUGCGCUCGGAGAACCAGGAGCUGAGGAGAGUACUCGAGGAGAAGAGAGAGAAUCCUGAGAUGCAGGCGCUGUGCCGUAAGCUGAAGCUGCAGCUGCAGGAAGCACAGGCGCUGGCGAGAUCAGAAACGCAAAGGGCGGACUGCGCCCAGCAGGAACUGACCUCGGCACGGUGCAUUCACGAGAGGGAGGGGGCGGAGCGGCAGAAGAUGGAGGAGGAGCUCCAGCAAUGGAAACACGGGUUCGAGAGCAUCAAGAACCAGCUUGACAAGACACAGAUACUGCUGUCAGAGAGCAGAGAGCAACAGGAGGGCGAAGCCACGAGGUCUCAGAUUCAGCAGCUAGAGAUCGAAGACCUGAAGCAGGCCAACGAGGACCUCCACAUGGAGAUACAGAGGCUCCGUGGGGGGAGGCAGACACAGCACCCUAACCCCUCCACCCCGCCCCACACCCCCCCACCCAGCUGUGAGAACCCCUUAAACACCCCUGCAGGUGAUGCAGGCUCCAUUCCACAGGUGAAGGACUGCCCACUCUGCAGGGCGCAGUUUCCUGGUAUCACUGACGAGGAGCUGGCACAGCACAUUGACAGCCACAUUCAUGUGUGCCCCUUCUGUGGGGACCUGUUUGAGGACCUCACCCAGGAGGAGUUUGAGAGCCACGUCUAUGCGCACGACAACUAAUACCAGCUCCACGGCGCCACCCUUGUGGCGUACAGCAGCAUCGCAACUGCCCCCCUGUCGCGCUUCUUCUAUCUGUAGGUUUUUUUGCGGGUUUUUUCCCCGUCUCGGAAAUCAGCUAAUCGCAGUGAAGCACUGUUAACCCUUUGCCGUCCAUUUAUUUAGGCGCAUCAGGUCCAAUUCAUUUUCACACACGCUGUUUAUUUCACACGCUCUGUUUUAA
Polyodon spathula (Mississippi paddlefish) is the source of this 2034-nucleotide messenger RNA. RefSeq names its product calcium-binding and coiled-coil domain-containing protein 2-like. The coding region runs from base 117 to 1814 and encodes 565 amino acids. Lineage: Eukaryota; Metazoa; Chordata; Actinopteri; Acipenseriformes; Polyodontidae. The record is from RefSeq and is a predicted model, not a curated record. The transcript has 15 exons.